Messenger RNA from Somion occarium, 1786 nucleotides. Lineage: Eukaryota; Fungi; Basidiomycota; Agaricomycetes; Polyporales; Cerrenaceae. The record is from the annotation of a GenBank genome assembly.
AACCCUUCUGAUAACGUCCUCAAGCUAUAUAAUCGAUCUCAUGGCUGGCUAUCUACCCAACCCUCUUCUAGUGCUCAAUGAAGGCCUCAUCUUCUGCCUUACCAGUUGCGGUCGUGUUUCUAGCAUGUACGUGCUUGCCAACACUGAUCAAUGCUUCGCAAUUUUCCUCUUCCCAAGAAGUACCUUCUGUUAAACGCGAAGAGACCGCUGUCAAUCAUCCACUAUUCUUUGACAUGCCGAUAGAUCAUUUUGGCAAUACUUCUGGCACGUUUAAAAACCGUUACUGGGUGAACGAUACAUACUAUCGUCCAGGUGGACCUGUAUUUCUAUUUGACUCUGGAGAACAAGAUGCUGAGCCCCUGCUGCCGUAUUAUCUCCAGGAAUUUCACGGUCUUUCGGCCACCAUGCGUCUAGCAAAGCGUUACAGAGGGAUAGCUCUUCUUUGGGAACAUCGCUUUUACGGUACUUCACUGCCAUUCCCGGUGAACGCAAAUACGACUGCAGGUCAAUGGCAAUUCUUAAAUACUGAACAGGCUUUGGAAGAUGUCGUUUACUUCGCUAAUCGUUUUGUUCACUCUUCGACGAAGGUGUCACUUCACCCUUCAUCGACUCCGUGGAUUUGGAUUGGAGGUUCCUAUCCUGGCGUUCGGGGUGCUCUGAUGCGGGUUCGCAACCCUGACAUCAUUUUUGCUACUUGGGCAGCAUCCGCUCCUGUACAAGCUGAAAUUGAUAUGGCCUCCUACUACAAGGCUGCGGAACGUAGUCUCACUAGGAACUGUUCCGCCGAUUGGGUUGCCGUUACGAAGUUCGUCGACCAAACGCUGAUGACUGGCACCGAAGAUGAGCAAAUCGGGCUCAAGGUUCGGUUAUGGAGCGCACGAGAGAGUGGUCCGACCAAACGAGUCAAUGUUUCGCGAGAAAUAGCGGCGUCGUUGAGCAACGUUCAAGCUGCUAGCGUGUUGAUGGACCCUUUAAACUUCUAUCAGUACUAUGGGUUUGAAGCAUCGCUUUUACCAUUCUGCAAUCUGCUUGAAACUAGAAAUUUCACCACGGAUCCGCUUGAACUGGGGUUGAUCUCCUCCAUAACUAUCAAUGCCACUUUGGACGCUUUCCUCACUGCUAUUACGCAAUUGGAUUAUGAUUCCAUUCGAGGGGACGCAGAUGAUCCUAUCGGGGAUCGUUCUUGGAUGCGACAGUAUUGUUCAGAGUAUGGCUUCUAUCAAAGGGGCGAUCCAAACAAUCCCCUCUCUAUUGAGACUUCUUUCCGGAGUUUGGAACUGUUCCAACAGCAAUGUAAUUUGGCGUUCCCCACUGGUCUACCCCCUGCUCCGCAGGUUGAACACAUCAAUAAAUACGGAGGUUGGUUUAUGAAUGUAUCCAACGUGUUCUUUACCAACGGAGAAUUCGACCCAUGGAGGACCAUGGGACUAGCUUCAAUUGAACCGAAUUCGCCUCAGCGACAGCCAUCAACCGCUAUUCCAACAUGCAAUGAUGCGCCACCGUUCCCGUCAUUCUUCGGUCUCACUCACGCGAACCAGGUGCACGUAUCCGAUCUACGCGUGCUUCUUACACCGGACUCCAACCACACAAACUUCAAAACGGUCGGUUUCUUUAGCCCGGUCGCGACCAACGGGGAACCUUUCUACGCUGGUUUAGGACUCUUCGAGAUGGCUUUGGAUGAGUGGUUACCAUGCUUCGAACCCAAAGGGAAGAUUGCCUCAUCGCAGGAAUCGUUGAAUAUAUAGUCGGACUGUGACGCAAAUCUAGUGUUAUUUAUUUUAUGAUG